UCCCGCGGGCGGCGGCGGCUGCCGGGCGGUGUCGUGCGGCCCCCCGCGCCCGUGCGGGGACUAUGAAGCACCAUGGUGUGGUGUGACCGUGGCGUCCAGAUGCUGCUGACCACAGUGGGAGCUUUUGCCGCCUUCAGCCUCAUGGCCAUCGCCAUCGGUACCGAUUACUGGCUCUACUCCAGCGCCCACAUCUGCAACGGCACCAACAUCACGACGGACGAGGCGCAGGGACCGCCGCGGCGGGCUCGGGGCGACCUCACGCACUCGGGGCUCUGGAGGAUUUGCUGCCUCGAAGGAAUCUACAAAGGACAUUGCUUCCGAAUCAACCACUUCCCUGAAGACAAUGACUAUGACCAUGACAGCUCAGAAUACCUUCUCCGCAUUGUCCGUGCCUCCAGUGUAUUCCCCAUCCUAAGCACAAUCCUGCUGCUGCUGGGAGGACUCUGUGUUGGAGCAGGAAGGAUUUACAACAGCAAAAACAACAUUAUUCUCAGCGCUGGGAUUCUCUUUGUUGCAGCAGGACUAAGUAAUAUCAUAGGGAUCAUUGUCUACAUAUCAAGCAACGCAGGUGACCCAAGUGACAAGCGAGAUGAGGACAAAAAGAACCAUUACAACUAUGGCUGGUCCUUUUAUUUUGGAGCCUUGUCUUUUAUUGUGGCCGAAACCAUAGGUGUUCUGGCUGUGAACAUUUAUAUUGAGAAGAACAAAGAGCUGAGGUUUAAGACCAAGAGGGAAUUCCUUAAGACUUCUUCCAGUUCUCCUUAUGCCAGGAUGCCAAGUUAUAGGUACAGGAGGCGGCGAUCCAGAUCCAGUUCUCGUUCUACAGAGCCUUCUCCAUCUAGAGACAUUUCUCCAGUUGGCAUGAAGAUAGCAAGCACCAUCCCCAUGAACGAGAUUUCCAUGUACACUCUUUCCAGAGAGCCUUUGAAGGUUACAACUGCUGCCAGCUACAACGCAGACCAAGAAGCCAGUUUUCUGCAGGUUCACAACUUCCUUCAGAAGGAAUUUAAGGAAGGACUCCAUGUCAACAUGGUCAACAGGAGAACGACGCCCGUUUGAAUCACCUUCCUUCCCCACGCUUUCUGAAGAGAUACCAACGCAGAAUGGAUCUGUCAUGACAGAGAAGGAGCAAUGUCAAAAUACCCUCUCACCUCUUUAAUUGUGGCAUUUGUUGAGGUAGCAAGUGGAGAUCCUCUGGACCAGCAUAAAGAUAUUACACACUCGUAGCUUUUCAUGAAGCUAUUUGGAGUUUGUUUCUUUCAGUUCUUGAUGUCACAAGAUGAAGGCGGUUCGUGUUCCUGCACUUCUGUAGUGUGUACAAAGUCUUGGAGAAACUGCAAAGAACUUGCCACCAGUGUGUUUUAAAGAAUUACAGAAAAAAAAUGUGGUAUGACUUCUUUUUUUUUUUUCUUUCUUUCUUUUCUUUUUUUUUUCUAAUACUGAGAUCCCUUACUACAAACUUGCAGAUCUAAUUUAUAACCAAGCCCAAGGAUGAAUACAAACGACUCAUCAAGUGAGCCACUUUCCUUUGACACAGCAGAAGCUUUGCCUCUUUCAAAAAAGAAAAAAAAAAAUAAACAAAGAAAAAGAAAAAAUAUUUUUGAAGGCAACACUUUCUAAAGCUGACCUGUGCUAUGGAAACCAUAGAGCACCCACGUACUUACAGACUCCCUGAUGGAGUGGUAAGAGGGUCUGCUGCUUCUGGAGGUGGCAACACAGGUCAGGGAGAAGAGGGUGAGUGCGUCUUGAAGCACCUAGAAAGGGAAAGAUUGAAGUAGGUGGGACUUGAGCAUAUUUGCAAAUAUCAUUUGUUGCCUAACAUUUAGAAAACUUGAAUUCUCAUUUCGACUAGCCCUAGUGCCUGAUCUGGCAAGGUGCUGAGUGCUGUCCGUCAGGAGCCCCUGUAGACUGCUUGCAGCGAGAGCGAGCCGCAGAGCUGAGCCAGGGUGGUGCAGGUGGUGCCACCGGUUCCCUGCGACUGCGUUCCUGCUUUCCUUACUGCUUCACAAGUGCAACACUAACGCUUCUGGAAACUAAGCUAGCUAAGCGAUGGGCCCGAGAAGAGGAGAAGCUGACACAUUGGGACUAGCCAACCUUCCUGCAGCGGUGGGAGCUGGGUGGUAAAAGAGCGCAGAUGACAACUUUGUAUUUUUUAAAAUAGAACAAAAAAAAAAAAAAAGAAAAAAAUAAUCAGCAUUUAGGAGAUAUUUAUUAAACUCUUUUUAUUAUGAAUAAGUGCCGCAUGGUGCAAGGUAUAGUUGCUUUUUGGUGGCAAUGAUGGUUCGACCUAAUUUAAUUUAUUUUGUAAUGAUGAAUCUACUUCCGUGCAGAGAGCCCACAGAAAACUCUAUGCAUCACCUGAGGGGGGACCCACUUUGUGCCCUUGGCUUCUCUAUCUUUCUGAAAUGUCCAAAAUACUCUUUUUCUUCUUUUAAAUUCCUACUUGCCUUC
This is a messenger RNA of Dryobates pubescens (Downy woodpecker), 2451 nucleotides long. RefSeq names its product calcium voltage-gated channel auxiliary subunit gamma 4 (gene CACNG4). The transcript is spliced from 4 exons. Lineage: Eukaryota; Metazoa; Chordata; Aves; Piciformes; Picidae. The record is from RefSeq and is a predicted model, not a curated record. Bases 73 to 1059 code for a protein of 328 amino acids. Gene Ontology annotation, biological process: neurotransmitter receptor transport, postsynaptic endosome to lysosome; calcium ion transmembrane transport; postsynaptic neurotransmitter receptor diffusion trapping. Gene Ontology annotation, cellular component: AMPA glutamate receptor complex; postsynaptic density membrane; voltage-gated calcium channel complex. Gene Ontology annotation, molecular function: voltage-gated calcium channel activity; channel regulator activity.